CGGUACUACUCCCGUGUUCCUGCUGCUGCUUUCGUUUGGCUAGUGUGUACUUUGUAUGGAAACAUUAAUCUCGUAAUUUAACCGGUGUAUUUGGUUGUCGAUGAAAAGUGAGAACAACACGCACAUGAUACGAAAUGUCGAAGAUAGUCCGGUGUGCGGUGACGACGCCGUGACGGACAAGGACUGUAUCAGCUUGUUAGCUGCGUUGACAGAACUGCUUGAUGCGGUCAGACAUGUCAUCUGGGACCGAGUGUGAAAGCCACAGGCCUUGUCUGCUUCACGUCUCUUAAACAUGUGCCACUUCCCGUGACACCAGAGACUUUUUGUUUGCAACUAUCCGUUUGCUAUUCCUGUCGCUAGCCCCACGUACUCGAUUCGUUAGCCAACAACCAGAGGCUAAUAACGCGUCGUCUGUUGCACAGACAAGAUGUGCAGCUGUUUUACUGCGGUUUGCACAAUGAAUCGUUAAGGUUUUAGGGGUUGUUUCGGGUUUUUUUUUAGCUUGUGAGCUUGUUUCUGAUGAUCUCCAGCUACUGAACAUAAAUCAAUCCAAAGUGAGCUGCUAUCAUGGAUUCUGACGACGACGUUCCUCUCAUCUUGACCUGGGACGAAGCAAACAGUGACCUGCUCACCGAGGACACAGAGAGAGUAGACGAGAAUGGAGGUGGAGGCAACUAUGACAUAGUGAACAAUGCUGUGAUCUCCACUCCAGGGCCACAAAACUACAGAGCCCAGAAUGUGUCAUUACGGCAAAGCUGGGAGAUGAACUACCAAGAGGCAGCCAUUUAUCUACAGGAAGGAGAGAACAAUGAUAAGUUCUUCACCCACCCUCGAAACCCAAAGGCCCUGGCAGCAUACCUCUUUGCUCACAACCACUUGUUCUACAUGAUGGAGCUUCUCACAGGCUUGCUGCUGAUGAUGCUGUCACUGUGCGAAGCCCCCGCUGUGCCCUCACUGCGCCUGGACGUCUAUGUUCAUGCCACUCUGGAGCUGCUGGCUUUGGUGAUGGUGGCGUUUGAGUUAUGCAUGAAACUCCGCUGGUUAGGCUUCCACACCUUCAUACGACACAAGAGGACCAUGGUGAAGACGUGCGUGUUGCUGCUACAGUUUGUGGAGGCCAUAGUGGUUCUGAUCAGACAAACGUCUCACAUGCGAGUGACCAGAGCUCUGAGGCCCAUAUUCCUGGUCGACUGUAGAUACUGUGGUGCUGUGCGCAGAAAUUUGCGUCAGAUCUUCCAGUCCCUCCCUCCUUUCAUUGACAUCCUCCUGCUGCUGCUUUUCUUCAUGGUUAUAUUUGCUAUCCUGGGUUUCUGCCUCUUCUCUACAAACACGGCUGACCCGUACUUCAACACUCUGGAGAACAGCCUGGUCAGUCUGUUUGUGCUGCUGACCACAGCAAAUUUCCCUGACGUGAUGAUGCCGGCGUACUCCAAGAACCGCUGGUCCUGUAUCUUCUUCAUUGUUUACCUCUCUAUAGAGCUCUACUUCGUUAUGAACCUGCUCCUGGCAGUCGUGUUUGAUACGUUCAAUGAUGUGGAGAAGAUGAAGUUCAAAUCUCUUUUGCUGCACAAACGCUCCGCUAUUGACCACGCCUUUCAGCUGCUAGUUAGCCGGCAGAGGCCGAUGGGUGUGUCGCUGAAACAGUUCGACGGCCUGAUGCGUUUCUACAGACCGCGCAUGUCUGCAAGAGACCGAUUCCUCACGUAUAAAGCUCUGAACACAUCGGGGGCUCCUAUGCUCAGCCUACAGGACUUUUAUAAGUUUUUUGAAGUCACUGGCCUUAAAUGGAAGGCACGAAGAAGCGGAGAACAUUGGUUCGAUGAUCUUCCUCACACGGCCUUCCUCAUUUUCAAAGGGAUCAACCUGCUGGUGAAGUCGAAAGCCUUCCAGUAUGCCAUGUAUGUGGUGGUGGCCAUCAAUGGUGUGUGGAUCCUCGUGGAGACAUACACGCUGAAUAGUGGACAUUCCUGGUCCAGAUUUGUCCCCUGGAGUUACAUUGUUUUCCUGACCAUUUAUGGAGUGGAGGUUUUAUUAAAAAUAGCAGGUUUGGGACCAACGGCUUAUUUCAGCUCUGGGUGGAAUCUGUUCGACUUCUCUGUGACGGUGUUUGCCUUCCUGGGUCUGGUGGCUCUUGCGUUCAACAUGGAGCCAUUUUAUUUCGUUGUGGUGCUCAGACCAUUUCAACUGCUCCGGCUGUUUAAGAUAAAGCAGAGGUAUCGAAAUGUGUUGGACACCAUGUUCGAGCUCUUUCCCCGGAUGGCAAGUCUGGGUUUGACCUUAAUCAUCUUCUACUACUCCUUUGCAAUCGUGGGAAUGGAGUUCUUUGCAGAUGUCGUUUAUCCAAACUGCUGCAACACCAGCACAGUGGCGGACUCCUACAGACAGUUCAACGUCACACACGGCAACAACACCGUUCUGGAAGAAGGCUACUAUUAUCUCAAUAACUUCAACAAUAUUCUCAGCAGCUUUGUGACUCUUUUUGAACUGACUGUGGUCAACAACUGGUACAUCACCAUGGAAGGUAUAACGUCCAUGACGAGCCACUGGAGCCGCCUGUACUUCAUGACCUUCUACAUUGUAACCAUGGUAGUGAUGACCAUCAUUGUGGCGUUUAUCCUCGAUGCCUUUGUUUUCCGAAUGAACUACAGCCGCAAAAACAGGGAACCACUGGAGAAUCCAGAGGAUGAGAAUGGGAUCGUGUUUGAAGUAGAGGUGAGUCGAGAUGAAAUCCUGGCCACUCUAGAGCUGUACAAACAGACGUGUCCAGGAGUGUCCUCCCUCAGCUCUCUACAAGGAGUCCUACAAGCUAUGGACAGGAGUGGUCACUCGUCUCUGGUGUACCAAGGACGCAGGUCGAGGACGAAAAGUGACCUCAGUAUGAAAAUGUAUGAGGAAGAGAUGCAGGAGUGGUACACGGAGUAUUCAAGGGAAAACCUGCCUGAAACAGACCAAAGCCUGGAGCGGGAUCUGGACAGUCCCGUCUCUAACCCGUGUCCCUUCCCCGAGGCGCAGCUCAACUCACAGACUGGACCUCACAGCAUCAACUAAUGCACACUUUCCAAGCGAUAACCACAAACUUUGUUAGUAUUCUGUGACAAUGGGAAAACUUGUCCUCGACCUUUUUGGACUGACUUGAGAGACAACUUCACGUGGCUCCUUCAUAAACCAGCAGCACCGACGGACAGCAGCCCAUUUUUAGUUUGGCGUUGAACCCUGGCCCUGUUUUUCUGGCCCUUUCAAGACUUCAGCAACUGAAACCUGAGCCUGUACGACCACAGUAUGUUGUGUACAUGUACUGCUGUAGGCCUUAGUGAUCUGUAAAACAUGGAGUACUUAAACCUGAUGCCUUAGUUUAACGGCUCAUCCGACCAGUAUUAACAUGGACACUACCAAGUCGUCUAAAGACCAAAAGUAUAAAGACUUACACUCCUCUUAGCCCUAAACAAUACUGGUGUAUCUCCUAACUCCUUGUCAUCAUAUUCAGUGUUUUAUAUAACUUCCUUUUCUGUAAUGUAUUUCAGUUACCUCAUAAGGGAUUUUAAUAAACAGUUCAGAUUGUCAA
Messenger RNA from Solea senegalensis (Senegalese sole), 3562 nucleotides. It is a transcript of the gene tpcn1, whose product is annotated as two pore segment channel 1. The transcript is spliced from 26 exons. The record is from RefSeq and is a predicted model, not a curated record. NCBI's taxonomy places the organism in Eukaryota, Metazoa, Chordata, Actinopteri, Pleuronectiformes, Soleidae. Bases 568 to 3048 code for a protein of 826 amino acids. Gene Ontology annotation, cellular component: lysosomal membrane; endosome membrane. Gene Ontology annotation, biological process: transmembrane transport; monoatomic ion transport. Gene Ontology annotation, molecular function: monoatomic ion channel activity; voltage-gated channel activity.